AUGACGAUCGCCGAGCUCCUAGUCCCGCCUUCGAUGUCGCUCCCCCUGACGCGUCUCUUCACAUCGAGUUGUCCAAAGACGAGCCCACCCAGUAUUCGACCUUACCCUACGCGACUCUUCAGACCAGAGACGCGUUUCUCGCCACCGAUGCUCUGAUCAACGCACGCAAGAAUGGAUAUCGACCUUUGGCCGUCGCGUCGACAAGCAGUACGGAGCGCUAGCACGACGCUAUCGUCAUUUCGGAUCGCUUGACGGAGUUGUAACCACUGCCACGCCUUUGGAGAUCAGAUCCCUGAUCUGCUUUGGCCGAGGGCGUGGCAUGCAGCUGCGAUCAAACUGCUUACGGAGAAGAACCGCUGUCCAUAGGAGCUUCGCCUCAUCGAGCAAGCAUGCUAUUCCACUUACCUCAUUGA
Messenger RNA from Microbotryum saponariae, 413 nucleotides. The record is from the annotation of a GenBank genome assembly. Lineage: Eukaryota; Fungi; Basidiomycota; Microbotryomycetes; Microbotryales; Microbotryaceae.